Messenger RNA from Spodoptera littoralis (African cotton leafworm), 2349 nucleotides. Lineage: Eukaryota; Metazoa; Arthropoda; Insecta; Lepidoptera; Noctuidae. The record is from the annotation of a GenBank genome assembly.
AUGAAUAUUCUAAUGAGAUUUAGGAAUAAUUUAUUUUUAAUAUUAUUAAUAUUCUUUAUAAAUACUGCGACAUCAUGUAAGUUCGACACCUGUGGUGAGUGCAUCAGCUAUGCGGAAGACCAUUGCGUUUGGUGUGCUCAGGAUGGCAUAACAGGACCAAGAUGCCGUUCUUUUAAGUCAGUUUCUGAAAACACAACCAAGCAGGUCGAUUCAAAGUGGUGCAACCCCAAAUACAUACACAAUCCACUGUUUCAUAAAGAAACAACAGAAGAUAAAGACUUUGCAGAAAGUAAAAAUGGAACCCAGGUACAGAUAAAGCCCCAAGCAAUCAAGGUCAAAGUAAGGCCAGGAGAGCCUGUGGACUUCACCAUCAAUUUCAAACCCGCUAAAGAUUAUCCUUUAGACGUAUACUAUCUUAUGGAUAUUUCUUAUACGAUGGAAUCCAAAGUCGACGAUUUAAAACGGCAAGCACAAAAAAUAUACAAAGAUCUAUCAGCAUACACGAAUAACGUCAGAUUGGGUAUUGGAAGUUUCGUCGAAAAACCAGGAUUCCCGUAUGUUGAUCCUAUAAUACACAAGAGCCAUGCUUUUAGAAACCAUAUUCCUUUAACAGACGAUAUGAAAUUAUUUAUUUCUACUAUAGAAAAUAUUGAGUUUGGAUCAAAUUUCGAUGAUCGUGAAGCUGGUUUGGAUGGACUGAUGCAAGCUAUGAAAUGUCGCGAUGAAAUUCAAUGGAGAGAUAAUGCGAGACGUAUAAUAAUUAUGAGUACAGAUGCUCCGUACCACAGUGCAGGCGAUGGUAAAAUUGUAGGGGCGAUCAAACCUCAUGACAUGAUGUGCCACUUGAAGGAUAAUAUGUAUACGGAAGCCCUAACACUGGACUAUCCAUCUGUAAGCCAGAUAAAUAAAGUGGCAACAGAUGAAAACUUCAAAAUAAUAUUUGCUAUUGCCGUAAACAGUCAAACUAAUGUAAUUCCGGAAACGGAAUACAAAAACUUAGCCAAGCAGAUAACUGGAGCUACUUUCGCAAGGUUGGAAGGAGGCGACAGUGUCAUACAAAUUAUCAAGGAAGCAUACGAGGAAAUGGCAAACACUGUACAUAUAAAGUACAAGGCUCCGCCGUUUGUGAACGUGACUAUUGAUCAGGAUUGCAACUCAGUACCAAAAAGACAUUGUGAAGUUGCACAUAAACAGUCACUUAGUAUCAAUGGAACACUAGUCGUUAGGUCAUGUCCUAAAGCUAAUAAGAACACUAAAUACACAGUUACACUUAAUCCCUAUGGUUUACGCGACAACCUGGCGAUUGAAUUAGACAUUGCUUGCAAAUGUAGUUGUGAGCAGGAAACCAGUAGCAUAGUACCAGGAAUUUGUCACGGCAGUGGUUUUAUUCAGUGUGGAAUUUGCAAAUGUCAACCUGGAAGUUAUGGUAGUGACUGUCGUUGCAAUGGCGCUUCCACGGACCAGCGUGAUAUGGAGAAAUGUAAAAUAAGUAGCGACGCAAAGUUGUGCAGCGGUAGAGGCAUUUGCAAAUGUGGACAAUGUGAGUGCCAAGAUGGUUUUUCUGGAGAUUUUUGCGAGUUUGAUGACAACUCCUGUCCUAAACCAAACAACCAGCUUUGUUUCGGACACGGUAGGUGUAUCCGAGGGCAAUGCAAAUGUGACAUGGGAUAUAGUGAAAAGGACUGCAGUUGCAAAAAUGAUGACAAGGAUUGCUACGCGCCAUACGCUACUGAGGCAUGUUCUGGAAGAGGUAAAUGCAUCUGUGGUGCAUGCGUAUGUGAUAAAAUAAAGGACAAAAACGAAACUUAUUCUGGAGUAUUUUGCGACAGUUGUGAGGAAUGUGCCGCAGCACGGUGUAAGGAACUGGAAAACUAUGCCUACUGCAAUUAUAUUCACCGGGAUAACAAGGCUAUUUGCGACCGUGAUCAAGGAAGCAAGAUUUCUAACAUUAUAGUUGAGUUUAUGAACAAAACCGAGAUAAAUGGACCAAAAUUGUAUAUGGCUACGUGGUGCAAGAAGGAGCUGGAGAGUAAGAAUGGAAGUUUCAUAGUAUUCAAGUACCGAUACGUUAAUCAUGAUUUGAAGAUUACGAUCCAAGACGAAUUGGAAUCACCACCUAAAGCUAAUAUUUGGAUUGCUGCUGGAUCGGCGAUAGGCCUGGUUCUCUUAAUCGGAAUACUAACUGUCAUCAUUUGGAAGAUUCUAGUAGAUUUACAUGACAAAAAGGAAUUCAAGAAGUUCCAAGAUGAAGCUUUGGCCGCCGGCUACGAUGUCUCUCAAAAUCCUUUGUACCAAGACCCGUCCAUUAAUUUCUCGAAUCCCGUGUACAAUAACCAAUGUGCUACGUAA